Molecule: messenger RNA, 2056 nt
Organism: Haplochromis burtoni (Burton's mouthbrooder)
Lineage: Eukaryota; Metazoa; Chordata; Actinopteri; Cichliformes; Cichlidae
Gene: ccdc106b
Product: coiled-coil domain containing 106b
Exons: 8
Coding region: 291-1340 (349 amino acids)
Cellular component (GO): nucleoplasm
Source: RefSeq, a predicted model, not a curated record
GCGGUACACCUGUUCCCGCCAGUAUAAUCAGGUAAUUGCCACCGGGAGUGUGCGAGGCGGGCUGUAGGGCCGCAGGUGUGGCUGGUUUCAGGUCAUAUUACUGAAGUAUAACUGCGCACAGAACUACUGGAGACAAAUAAUAACAGGUUUAUCCAAACACGCGGUUUAUUACCGCUCUGUAGCUGCUGCCCGGCAGACCUCUCAGCCAUGAAUCCUUCCACCAGCAGAGAGGAUGCAAGCCCACCAGCGUAAGCGGGCUACCAGGCUAUGCGAGUAACCUCGAGCACUACAUGCCCCAGUCAUCAUUAGCAGCUGCAGCAUCAUCUUCAUCAGCAGCAGGAGGAGGAGGAGGAGGAGGUUUAUAUCUAAAUGCCUACGAGGUCUCCUUUCCCCUGGAGGAGAAUAUAGAACGACCUCCUCCCUAUCACCUGAACCAAGGCCAGCAGAUGAUGGAUGAGCCAGUGGUGCAGGAGCCUCCUCACUCUCAGUACAGCACCUUCAUCCUGAUCUCUAACCUGCGCGCUCACCUCUACGUCACUCUGGAGAAGAACGCCUGGCUGCAGAAGCGCAUCGAGGAGCUCGAGGAGGAACGCAACUUCCUGCGCUGCCAGCUGGACCGCUUCAUCGUCAGCAUGAGGAGUCCUGAGGAGUGGAGCGGGGAUGCCCAGCGUGGUGUGAAGAUCCAGCCUGCCAGCUCUCCUUCCCCUCCGUCCCCCAUGACCACCAGGUCCGGCAUGACCCUCAAACGCAUCCAGGGAUCAGGAUCUCGGAGCCGCCGCAACGCUGGUGAGGAAGAUGCUGACACACCUGUAACCAAGCAGGAGUUUCAUGUGGAAGAAGACAAAUACUACACCGAGGACGAGUAUGUGGAGGAAGAAGAAGAAGAGGAGGAAGAGGAGGAAGAUGUGGACUCUUCAGUAGAGAAGGGGAUUAGGAAGAAGGGCAGAGGGCGGGUCAGUGGAGAGCCAAGGAUGAAGAUGAGGAGGGUCUUCAGGAUCACACACGGGAGGGAACGACAGAGAGUUAAAGACCCAGACGGGGUUUUGAUCCGUUACAAGAAGAUCCUGUCCACCUACCAGCGGGUGAGGAGCAUGUCCAGAGCCUUCCAGAUCCACGGAGUCGACCGAAACACCAUGGCCUCCACCUCCCCCAUCGCCGAGUUGCUGCUGGUGGCUCCAGAGAAGGUGUCAGAAGUCGGAGAGUUUGAGGCGUCGAAGGAGAAGCUGUUGGAUUACGCCCGGAGGUGCUACAAGACGAUGGAUGACGAGACGCACGCCAAAGUCCAGACCAUGAAGAAGACUCACAAGCUGCUGCCCAUCUCCUACAGGUUCAGAAACUGAGAGCGGAGCGAGGCGGGCAGCAGGACUAGCUGGUGGGAGCUUUCUGCACUUUGUUCUCAUUUUUCUUAAAGUCAGAAUAUAUAAUAGGAUGUGAGAAGAUUAAAUGCCAAAUUACAGGGCAUAUUCUGAUUUAUUUAUUUAUUUAUUUUCAUUGAACUGCUUUAUUUAUGUUUUUGUUUGUUUUUCCUUGUGCAGCUAUUACAAUUGAGAGUAGUUUUUUACUCCUCUGAGCUAUGACAGUGUUUCACACUGAAGACUGAAGUACUUGUUUUUUGGGGGGUUUUUUUGUUUUUGUUUUUUUGCUUUACCCUAAAAAUUAACUGAAGAAUUAAAAAGAGAGAGCGCAUAUGUUGUUAAUUAUAAUAACUCAUCUCUGAGGUAUUAUAAUUUUCUUGAGGGAACUGUCUGAUUCAUCAGUACCUGCAGAUAUUUUAUAGAGCAGGUAUAAGAGACAGAAGUUCGAGUAAAUGUGCCUCAAAUUUUUGUUAUAUAAGAGAGAAAUAUUUAUUAUCUUUAUUUUUGGCUUAGUGUUUGAUUUUUUCCUUUUGCACUGAAAUGAUGUACAUGGAUUUUUGAUGUUUCAUUAAAAAAAACUUUAUUCAUUGAUGUGUUUCAUACAAAAGUUGUUUAAGUUAAAUGUGAAAGUAUUAACGGUAAUGUGAAUUUUUUUUCUUUUUUCAAUUCUGAUAACAUAAGAUGUAAAAUACAAUACUGUA